Chrysemys picta bellii (western painted turtle) is the source of this 3416-nucleotide messenger RNA. RefSeq names its product nuclear factor, interleukin 3 regulated (gene NFIL3). NCBI's taxonomy places the organism in Eukaryota, Metazoa, Chordata, Testudines, Emydidae. Gene Ontology annotation, molecular function: DNA-binding transcription factor activity; DNA binding. Gene Ontology annotation, biological process: regulation of DNA-templated transcription; immune response; circadian rhythm. Gene Ontology annotation, cellular component: nucleus. The record is from RefSeq and is a predicted model, not a curated record.
GCUUGUUUAAAUAUUAACCUAUUUUAGAUUUAAAAAAAAACAUACCUCAGACCCUUUUUGUCCUCUGACUGUGUAACAAGCCCGAGGGAAGGUUUGUGGGUCUUGUUCUUUCGCACAUUGCAUAAUCUGUUCCCUGUGUACUGGCGAGCAUUUGGAUGUGAUGUGUGUGCGUUGCGUGUGCAAUACUUUUGAUAAUUUUGGUGCAGAUUUAGGGAAUUAGAUCAUUAAAUGCACCAAUUUUUUGUGUAUUUCACACCAAAUAAGGAGUUUUUAUGCCGAUUGUCAGUGACUGUCGGCGAGUUUACAUUUUCACUUUGCGCUCAGGGAUCUUGUUUUUAUACACGGAAAAGAGUACAUGUAGCAUUCAGUUCUCUUAUAUUAAUUUGUAUUUGUCUGUGCCUUUUCCCUCACUUUGCUCACUGUUUUUCAGACACUGCAAUACUGAUCAUUUAAUAGUUCUUGGAAAUGUUGCAUUAUGUAACCACAGAAUUUGCUGGCAGUUAGGGUAGGAAGAGGGACCUAAUUACGCGAUUUUAUAAUCUCGAUACAAAGAAACUAGGACAAUCUCAGGCUAAAAAAUGUCACUGUAACAGAUUUUUUUAAAAGUGUGUUUAACAAGGAAAGUAGUCAAAUGGUAAGUAGGGAGGUAACUCGUGGUUGCUGAAUGUGGUAUAUACCCUUAUAAUGAAAUUUGUGUUAAUCUAUAUUUAGCCCUAUCACAUUUUAGCAAUUGUGGCUUCAUGUGCUAUUUCGGUCUUUUCUCCAGAGCUGGGCAAAUAGACGUUCAAGGCAAUUUGGCUGAGUUUUUAACCCCACGUUUUGAUAAGGCUGCAUUUUAGGAAGGUAUUUCUCCUAGACACUAAGCAUUUUGCUAGGCAUUGGCUUUAAUUUAAAAAAAUAUUAAAGAGAUUGAUACAAAUUUUAUAUCAAGCCAACAGCACCGAAGAAGCAAGAUAGUCUGUCACCUCCCUUCAUGAUCGUAAUGAACCCUGACGAAGUAAAACUCGGGGGAGGAGGGGUGAAGAUGUAAAAGGGUAUCCCAUUCACAUUAAAUAUUGGUGUUUUAGAAUGUAACAUGAGAAAAGCUGAUGUAGGUUAGUAUUACAUUUUAUAUGAAACGAGUUUUUGAUUAUCCUCUGCCUGUGAUCACAAUAAAAUGUACACAGAAUAAUGAUGAUGAUGCUUAAUGAACAAAAUAAGAAUAUUUCCCUUAUAUGUUAAAAACAAUUAAUGGCCCCGAUCCUGCAUUCCUUGUGAAGCCAGAACUGCCACUGGUUUCAAUGGCUGAAGCCGGGGAUACAAAGUCGGGGGCAGGGUCUUUACAUGUGCCCUUAUUGAGAAGACCGGACUCCUUUCUUAGAUGAAUUAAGUUACUUAGAAGGUUCCCAUUACAUCUCUCAAGAAGUAAAUUGGAUCUGAACAUUCUUCUGUUUGAUAAUAUGAAACAAAAGGAAUAAUGCAUAUGGAUUUAAAAGUACUGUAUUUAUUAGGUAGUUAUGGUUUGAGAAGCACUGGAAAAACAGCUCACUCUGUUACUCAUCAUAGAUCUACUAAAAAUUGUUUCUGAUGCAGCUGAGAAAAAUGCAGACCAUUAAAAAGGAACAGGCACCUGUUGACACAAGUAGCAAUGUGGACAAAAUCAUGGUACUUAAUUCUGCUUUAGCAGAAGUGUCUGAAGACUUGGCUACAAAUGAAGACAUAAUACUUAAUGAAGGAAAUAGUGGAAAAAACAAAUCUUCAUCAUGUCGGAGAAAGCGGGAAUUCAUUCCAGAUGAAAAGAAAGAUGCUAUGUAUUGGGAAAAAAGACGAAAAAAUAACGAAGCUGCGAAAAGAUCUCGCGAAAAACGACGACUGAAUGACCUUGUCUUAGAGAACAAACUAAUUGCAUUAGGAGAGGAGAAUGCCACGUUAAAGGCUGAGCUGCUUUCAUUGAAGCUAAAGUUCGGUUUAAUUAGCUCUGCAGCAUAUGCCCAAGAGAUACAGAAGCUCAGUAAUUCAACAGCUGUGUAUUUCCAGGACUAUCAAACUUCCAAAUCAAAUAUUAACUCAUUUGUGGAUGAACAUGAACCAUCUAUGGUGGGUAGUAGUUGUAUUUCUGUCAUCAAACACUCUCCACAAAGCUCUUUAUCUGAUGUGUCUGAAGUAUCCUCAGUAGAGCAUAUUCAAGCAAGUCCUAUACAGAACAAUUGCAGAAGUCCUGAAAAUAAGUUUCAAGUUAUAAAGCAGGAGCCUAUGGAAUUGGAGAACUAUGCAAGAGAGUCAAGAGAUGAUAGAGGCUCCUAUGCAGCAUCCAUGUUUCCAAACUACAUAGUAAAUACCUUUAAUGGGUACUCACAUUCCCCUCCUCUGCUGCAAGUUAAUAGGUCCUCCAGUAAUUCUCCAAGAACUUCAGAAGCUGAUGAUGUGGUCAUAGGAAAGUCAUCUGAUGGAGAAGAUGAGCAGCAGGUCCCUAAAGGUCCAAUUCAUUCCCCAGUUGAACUUAAAAAUGUUCACGCAACAGUUAAAGUUCCAGAGGUGAACUCUUCUGCACUGCCUCACAAGCUUCGAAUUAAGGCUAAAGCCAUGCAAGUCAAAGUGGAAGCAAUGGAUAAUGACUAUGAUGCCACACAGAAACUAUCAUCACCAGUUGACAUGACAUCUAAAAGACAUUUCGAGAUUGAAAAGCACAAUGCACAAACAUUGGUACAUUCUUCUCACACUCCUUUCUCUGUUCAAGUGACUAAUAUCCAAGACUGGUCUCUCAAACCAGAACAUUGGCACCCAAAGGAACUCAAUGUAAAAAUUCAGAGUGGUUGCAAAACUGGAGUUGUUGAAAUUAAAGACAAUGUCUACAAAGUAUCUGAGUCAGAGAACUUGUAUUUGAAGCAGGGCAUAGCAAACUUAUCUGCAGAGGUUGCUUCACUUAAAAGACUUAUAACUACACAACAAAUCUCUGCUUCAGACUCUGGUUAAGUUACUACUGAAUAAAGGCUUAUUGUUUUAAAGGAUGUCAUUUGCAGUAGAUCAAUAUGUUUUGUAUUAUGCUGAAUUUUCACUGGACUUGUGAUGUCAUUUCACUGUAAUGUUCAUAUAAUGUCUGAUUGAUGGUGUCUUUUUGUGCACAAAUUAUUAUGAAGACUAGGUUGUGUUAUGAUCACUAUGCCUUGUGUAUAGUCAAGUAGCCUGUAUGGGGGCUGUAUAUAGUGAACCUUUUCUUUUUCUUGUUGUUGUUGUUCUAUUAUAAAGUGUGCAAGUUACCAGUUACAAUAAAAUAUUGGUGACAAACACAGAACAUCUACUGCAGGUCAAUUGAUUUCUAUAAACAUGUAAAUAUUUUGUUAAUUAUCAAAUAAGAAGUCUUCCAAAAUGUAUUUCAGUUCACCCAUAUACUUGAGGUUUACAGCCUAAAUAAACCAAAUUGAAAUUUAUGACAUACA